ACUCGCUGGGCUUCCGUAGUGGGCUGUGCGCGUGAGCAGAAGCCCCGCCGAGGCGGCGGGUACUAGAGUCUAGUGAGUCUGCGGGUACGAUCCUGCCCGCUUGACCAGGAGAAGCCCCCCUCCCCCCCAGGCCAGCCAGCAUGAGCGGCUCGAAGCCGGACAUCCUGUGGGCGCCGCACCAGGUGGACAGGUUCGUGGUGUGCGACUCGGAGCUGAGCCUCUACCACGUGGAGCCGGCGGGCAGCUCGGAGCUCAAGGCGGGCUCCCUGAGGCUGUCGGAGGACUCGGCGGCCACCCUGCUGUCCAUCAACUCGGACACGCCGUACAUGAAGUGCGUGGCCUGGUACCUGAGCUACGACCCCGAGUGCCUGCUGGCCGUGGGCCAGGCCAACGGCCGCGUGGUCCUCACCAGCCUGGGCCAGGACCACAACUCCAAGUUCAGGGAUCUGAUCGGGAAGGAGUUUGUGCCCAAGCACGCGCGGCAGUGCAACACGCUGGCCUGGAACCCGCUGGACAGCAGCUGGCUGGCGGCCGGCCUGGACAAGCACCGCGCCGACUUCUCGGUGCUCAUCUGGGACAUCUGCAGCAAGUACAGCCCCGACGCGGCGCUGCCUGCGGACAAGGGCCGGCUGGCGGCGGGGGACGCCGAGGCGGGGCUGGUGGUGACCAAGCCCCUGUACGAGCUGGGCCAGAACGACGCGUGCCUGUCCCUGUGCUGGCUGCCCAGGGACCAGAAGCUGCUGCUGGCCGGCAUGCACCGCAACCUGGCCAUCUUUGACCUGCGCAACACCAGCCAGAAGAUGUUCGUGAACACCAAGGCCGUGCAGGGCGUCAUGGUGGACCCCCACUUCCACGACCGCGUGGCCUCUUUCUACGAGGGCCAGGUGGCCAUCUGGGACCUGCGCAAGUUCGAGAAGCCCGUGCUGACCCUGACGGAGCAGCCCAAGCCCCUGACCAAGGUGGCCUGGUGCCCCACGCGCACGGGGCUGCUGGCCACGCUGACCAGGGACAGCGACAUCAUCCGGCUCUACGACAUGCAGCACACGCCCACGCCCAUCGGGGACGAGACGGAGCCCACCAUCAUCGAGCGCAGCGUGCAGCCCGGCGACAGCUGCAUCGCCUCCUUCGCCUGGCACCCCACCAGCCAGAACCGCAUGAUCGUGCUGACGCCGCACCGCGCGCUGGCCGACUUCACCGUGUUCGAGCGCAUCUCCCUGGCCUGGAGCCCGGUGACCUCCCUGAUGUGGGCCUGCGGCCGGCACCUGUACGAGUGCGCCGAGGAGGGGGGCGGCGACCCCUCGCCCGAGCAGGACGUCGCCACCAAGAUGCGCCUGCGGGCCUUGUCCCGCUACGGCCUGGACACCGAGCAGGUCUGGAGGAACCACGUGCUGGCGGGCCACGAGGACCCCCAGCUCAAGUCCCUCUGGUACACCCUGUACUUCAUGAAGCAGUACACCGAAGACGCGGGCUCCAGAUCGCCCGGCCACAAGGGCUCGCUGGUGUACGCGGGCAUCAAGACCAUCGUGAAGUCGUCUCUGGGCAUGGCAGAGGGCAGCAGCAGGCAUAACUGGAGCGGGGCUUCCGAGAAGCCGAGCGAGGGCCAGAGUCUGAGUGAAGAGAGAAUCCUGGCCUUGCAGCUCUGUGGCUGGAUCACCAAGGGGACCAGCGUGGACGUGGGCCCCUUCCUCAACUCCCUCGUGCAAGAGGGGGAAUGGGAGCGCGCUGCCGCCGUGGCCUUGUUCAACUUGGACAUCCGACGGGCUAUCCAGAUCCUGAACGAAGGCGCCUCCUCCGAGAAAGGUGACUUGAACCUCAACGUUGUGGCCAUGGCACUGUCAGGAUACACAGAUGAGAAGAACUCCCUUUGGAGGGAGAUGUGCAGCACCCUACGGCUACAGCUUAGUGACCCCUACCUCUGUGUCAUGUUUGCCUUCCUGACGAGUGAGCCUGGCUCUUAUGACGGCGUCUUGUACGAGAAUAAGGUGGCAGUGCGAGACAGGGUGGCAUUUGCCUGCAAGUUCCUCAGCGAUGCUCAGUUGAACAGAUACAUCGAAAAACUGACCAACGAAAUGAAGGAGGCGGGCAACCUUGAGGGCAUCCUGCUGACAGGCCUCACCAAGGAUGGGGUGGACUUGAUGGAGAGUUACGUCGACAGAACUGGAGAUGUGCAGACGGCGAGCUACUGUAUGCUCCAGGGCUCUCCCUUAGACGUGCUUAAAGACGAGCGGGUGCAGUACUGGAUCGAGAACUACAGGAAUUUGCUGGACGCCUGGCGCUUCUGGCACAAGCGUGCAGAAUUCGACAUUCACCGGAGUAAGCUGGACCCCAGUUCCAAGCCCCUGGCACAGGUGUUCGUCAGCUGCAACUUCUGCGGCAAGUCCAUCUCGUACAGCUGCUCGGCCGUGCCCCACCAGGGCCGGGGCUUCAGCCAGUACGGCGUGAGCGGCUCCCCGACCAAGUCCAAAGUCACGAGCUGCCCCGGCUGCCGGAAGCCCCUGCCGCGCUGCGCCCUCUGCCUCAUCAACAUGGGGACGCCCGUCUCGAGCUGCCCAGGAGGGUCCAGGCCCGACGAGAAGGCGGACCUCAGCAAGGACAAGAAGCUCGCCCAGUUCAACAACUGGUUCACCUGGUGCCACAACUGCAGGCAUGGCGGCCACGCGGGCCACAUGCUCAGCUGGUUCAGGGACCACGCGGAGUGCCCCGUGUCGGCGUGUUCCUGCAAGUGCAUGCAGCUGGACACCACUGGCAACCUCGUUCCCGCAGAGACCGUGCAGCCCUAGGCCGUGGGCUUUGGGGUGCCCCACCCCACUGGGGGACUCCUCCCCGGCUCCUUCCUCCAGGCCGCUGGCUAGGAGGCGCAGGCAGUUCUUGGGCAAGAAGAGUGCGGUCCAGCCCAGGCCAUCCCAAGAGGCCGGAUCCACCUUCCAAAGGGCCUUUGAGCCUCUGGGGGGUCUCUCCCCCUCCCCAGCCCCCCACAGAGAGGAGUGAGCUGUAGGACAGCAUGGGCUUCCUUCCAUUUGGGGACCUGCUGGGUGCACCCUCAGGGAGUCCCUUCCCAGGGUGGCCCCGUUCUGUUCCCCGAUUCCCCUCGAAUGCGAGGCCUGCCGCCCCAGGAAGAGAAAAGCUGGGCGUUGGAGGCGAGGACGCCCGGACCUGGCCUUGGUGUCUGGGGUCACCCCAGCCCCACCUCUGGGGGCGGGCCAGCCCCGGGCCAAAUGCUCUUCGGUCAAUCAGGCCGGGCAGCUGGGUUCCCAAGGCCAGCCCUGGAGGCAGGGGCUCCGGGACAAUCUGACUUGAAAAGCCACCGUGUAAUUGUUGGGCUAUUUAUGGUCUUUGCCCAGGGCCGCUUCGUUCAUAAAGGUUGUGACAGGCUCUUUUGGGGCCUCUUCACCCCCCA
Monodelphis domestica (gray short-tailed opossum) is the source of this 3397-nucleotide messenger RNA. RefSeq names its product meiosis regulator for oocyte development (gene MIOS). Gene Ontology annotation, molecular function: protein binding. Gene Ontology annotation, cellular component: cytoplasm. Lineage: Eukaryota; Metazoa; Chordata; Mammalia; Didelphimorphia; Didelphidae. Gene Ontology annotation, biological process: cellular response to amino acid starvation; positive regulation of TORC1 signaling. The record is from RefSeq and is a predicted model, not a curated record.